This is a messenger RNA of Aspergillus chevalieri, 318 nucleotides long. RefSeq lists its product as uncharacterized. The coding region runs from base 1 to 318 and encodes 105 amino acids. The transcript has a single exon. The record is from RefSeq and is a predicted model, not a curated record. Lineage: Eukaryota; Fungi; Ascomycota; Eurotiomycetes; Eurotiales; Aspergillaceae.
AUGAAGGUGAAUUCCGCCUCUGGAUAUUUCCACAUUCAUACCAAGGAAGUACUUGACAUCAUCAAGUAUUUUGAGUUCAUACUCGCUGUUCAGGGUGUCAAUUACCCAUUGAGCAUCUUCAGGGCGCUCAGCGACUAUCAUGAAGUCGUCAACAUGAGAAGUCAAAUACACAUUCCUCCUCUCACGAUGAAUGAAGAGGCCGUGGUCAUAUUGGGAGCGGUCAAAGCCGACAUGCUUCAAAUAGGCAGACAGAGUGUCAUACCAUAUCCUCGCUGCAGGGGUAAGCCCAUAAAGAGAGUGUUUGAGCUUGCAAACUAG